Molecule: messenger RNA, 2821 nt
Organism: Hemiscyllium ocellatum (epaulette shark)
Lineage: Eukaryota; Metazoa; Chordata; Chondrichthyes; Orectolobiformes; Hemiscylliidae
Product: beta-1,3-galactosyltransferase 2-like
Exons: 2
Coding region: 863-2134 (423 amino acids)
Cellular component (GO): membrane
Molecular function (GO): N-acetyl-beta-D-glucosaminide beta-(1,3)-galactosyltransferase activity
Source: RefSeq, a predicted model, not a curated record
UAAUGCAAAAGGAGUAAGCUUAACAGACCAAAUCUGCGCAGCAUCAAACCUGCUCACAGUCAUGCCUUAGCUGCCUAGCAACCUAAAGGACUGGACGUAGCUUCCCUAAUAUGUUGUACACAACCGAAGAAUCAGUCCAUGUACAUAGCAGCUGCCUUCUAUUGCUGAUGUCUAUAAACACUGAUCGACCAGAAAGACAGCUGGGGAUUGCAGGACUGCAUUAUUUAACUAAAGAGCUGACAAACUGUUCUCCAAUGUGGCUACUAUGGUAAGCAACGGUCUUCAAAAGUGAAAAAAAUUCUGUCUUUUUACCAAGGCAAUUCUCUGUAACAGACAGGCAGAUGGGCAGACAAAAGUAAAAAUUAAGCGUAGGCUGAAUUACUCCAGAUAUGCGCAUGUUCGGCAGCAGCCUCUUGCUGGUAUGAUGGCUAGCCAAAAACAUGUUUUCUGCCGGCGUUUGCAUCUCUAUCCAUAAGGGGCCCGACGAAGGAAGUUUCCUUCUGCAGAAUAUCAAGAACAAAGACUUCAGAAGCUUGUGUAUUAAAGGCUAUCAAGAUUUAUUUUAAUAAACAUGCUGCUUCAAUGGAACUUCUAAAAUCAUCAAAUACCCACAUGUAAAAAUGGAUUACUUACUUACUGAUCGCACUUGGAUGAGGUGAUAAGAGGAUUUAAAAAGGUCUGCAAUAGCCAAAUACUAACCUGCCUCUUUAAACUGCUGAAGAAACACAUAAAUAUAUAUUUUAAAAGGUUAAGCUCCUCAGAGCUGUUUCAUAAGGGACACAGUCCGAGAGGAAGCUGUAAAACAUAGCCAAUGUGAGCACAAAAGAAAACCUUUAGGCAUUGCAAUUAGCCCUGCUGCAACAUGCUUCAGUUGAGAAGACGGUACUGCUGCCUAAUGAAGAUGACCUGGAAUGUUAAACGUUCACUAUUUCGUACUCAUAUUACUGCACUGAUUUGCCUUGUAUUUUUAUUUGCAAUGUUUCUGUUCAUUAAUCAGCACGAAUGGGUAACUAGCAAAACUUGGUCAAAGGAAACUGGUUAUUCUGUUCCUAUUCUGAGGGGAUUCAGGUCACCAAAAAGUACUACUAACCAGAGCACAAUGAAAAAUAUUUGGAAAGAGGCUGUGCAAGUAUACAAGAUUCAUACAGUGAAUCCUAGCACUGCACUUUCUCCUCCAGAUGUAACUGGAUUAGGGGACGUACUGAAUGCUAAUGGAACCACGCACAGUGAAAAGAAGACAGGAUAUAUACCCCAUCACCAGUAUAAUUACAUCAUUAAUGAACCAAACAAAUGUGAAAAACAAAGCCCAUUCUUAAUUGUGUUGAUUGCAGCUGAACCUGGCCAAACUGAAGCUCGACAUGCCAUUCGGCAAACUUGGGGAAAUGAAAGCAUUGUCCCUGGAUUACGUAUGGUACAUCUUUUUUUACUAGGUUCUAAAAUGUCUGGUGGGAACUUUCAGCAGACUUUAUUGGAAGAAAGCAGACAGUAUCAUGAUAUUAUUCAACAAGACUUUCUAGAUACAUAUUAUAAUCUCACUAUUAAAACUCUGAUGGGAAUGAACUGGGUAGCAACAUACUGCCCACAUGCCUGGUAUGUUAUGAAGACGGACAGCGAUAUGUUUGUGAAUACAGAGUAUUUAAUAAACAAACUCUUAAAGCCUGCACAUCCUCCACGUCACAACUAUUUCACCGGAUAUCUAAUGCGUGGAUAUUCGCCUAAUCGCAACAAGGAUAGCAAAUGGUACAUGCCCCCAGAGCUCUACCCAAGCGAGCGAUAUCCAGUCUUCUGUUCAGGCACUGGUUAUGUUUUUUCCGGGGACUUAGCUGAAAAGAUUUUUAAAGUCUCUUUGAGUAUUCGGCGCUUGCAUUUAGAGGAUGUCUAUGUUGGAAUCUGUCUUGCAAAACUGAGAAUUGACCCAGUGCCACCACCCAAUGAGUUUCUCUUCAAUCACUGGAGAGUUUCUUACUCUAGCUGUAAAUAUAGCCAUCUCAUUACCUCUCAUCAGUUUGAGCCCAGUGAAUUAAUCAAAUAUUGGAACCACUUGCAGCAAAACAAGCACAAUGCGUGUGCCAGCAUGGCAAAAGAGAAAGGCUACAGAGGACAUGGCAAGUACCGUAUAAAGAAAAUGCACUGAUGACAAUUCUGAAACCAAGAUACACAAUCUUAACUCUAUUGUAAAUUAAUGACCCAAGCAUGUAUAAAGAUUAUGUACAAACCCAAUGCAACAUUCCAACGCUUACAAAAUCAUUUUCAGGAUUUGCAAUUUUCAAUCGCUCCUUUAAAAGUGAACCUCUCAGAAAAAGUUGCAAGAUUACUAUGGGCAGUAGAUGUUGUGAAGUUUAUCUGCUUUUGGAGUCCUUAGUUGAUUGAAUGUCUAUGUAUACCAAACUUCAAAUUUAUUUUAGGCAAUUCAAAGCAAUGGACCUCAGUGAACUAUUCUUACUGUUUAACUGUGGCAACAGUAGUUAAUCUCAAAAUAGAAUGUGGUUACAAAUUUUGUUGUUAGCUGUACAAGUUAAUCUAUGUCAAGUUUUAUUGAACCUUGUUAAUAGGAGCUUUUUAAGGAAUAUCAUUUGAGAACAAUAAAAUAGAAUGAUUUUACAAAGCUAUAUCAUUCAGAACAUACACUAAAAAGUUCAAAGAUACAGCGCCUUCUACUAAAGAGUUACACAAAAUAAUUAGUACGCCAACUUAUUUUGAGGGAAGCAUGUCUUAUUUUCCUACAUUAUUAACUUCAAUUGACUGUUUCUCCACAUUCAUAUUAAUGAUCAUGGACCUUAUUUCAUUAUAUUUAUGACUGUCCUUUGUGAUACACUUUGUU